AUGAAGAUAAAGACGGCGCUAUGUAUAUCCAUCGUUCUCAUUGGAAUUACAUUGGUACUGGAUGUUGCUAAUGUUAUGAAAAUACGUAUUGCUUAUGUGAAAGGAAAUGACGUCCGCUUCUGGAACGACCCUGUCCUUGCUGUGUGUGAACCACAACACCAGAUAGUAUUCAUCAAAACCCACAAGACUGCCAGUACGACCACAUGUACCAUCAUACUGAGAUACGGAUAUAUUCGGAACUUAUCGUUCGCACUGCCACCAGUUAGUCAGCGUAAAUUCCCAACCACCGAACUGUUUACUGCAGAUAAAGUCGAAGAAUACUCAAACGGCAUCACCAACGCAACUUUCAACAUCAUUCCCUACCACUUCCGGUACAAUCGCAAAGAACUAAACAAAGUGGUACCUGGUGCGAUGUAUAUAACAAUACUACGGGAGCCGACCGCUCAAUUUGAGUCGGCAUUUGGUUACUUUGAGGUGGCGAAGCAUCUAGAUUUGGUAAAUAUCUCGAAUCCUCUUGCAGUGUUCAUGACGUCACCAGAUCGAUACUAUUCUGAUGAAAGGGAAUUUAAAGGGAAGACCCAACUUCGAAACGGCAUGGCCUUCGACCUAGGCUUGUCGGAUGAUAUUCACACGAAACAUGACAAAGACAUUGAAAGGGAAGUCGCUCGCUUGGACCGAGAAUUGAACCUCGUCAUGUUGGCCGAUUACUAUGAGGAAUCGUUGAUACUAUUGAAGAAGUUACUUUGUUGGGAAUGGCGUGAUGUCCUGUACAUUCCAAAAGGCCAUCGCAGUGAAAGUCUCAAGUACGCCCUCAAUCAGACAUUGGCGGACAGUAUACAGAAAUGGAACAGCGUAGACGUUGCUUUGUAUAACCAUUUUAAUAAAUCAUUUUGGCGAAAAAUUGGAGAAUAUGGGCCAACAUUUCAAAGAGAUCUGUCGGAAUUCAGAAAACGCCAGGCGAAGUUUUACGAUGAAUGCGUUGACUCUGUGAUAUCUUACAAAGACCGGCGAGAAGACCGUCUAACUUUGAAACAAGGGGCGUCUCAUUAUUGCGAACUGUCUUACUUUAGAGUCCCCGCGUACAAUAAGAUGAUUCGUUUGAAGAAGUAUUCUGAAGCAAAUAAUCCGAGUUAA
Messenger RNA from Saccoglossus kowalevskii, 1134 nucleotides. RefSeq names its product galactosylceramide sulfotransferase-like. The record is from RefSeq and is a predicted model, not a curated record. Lineage: Eukaryota; Metazoa; Hemichordata; Enteropneusta; Harrimaniidae. Gene Ontology annotation, cellular component: membrane. Gene Ontology annotation, biological process: glycolipid biosynthetic process. Gene Ontology annotation, molecular function: galactosylceramide sulfotransferase activity.